Botrytis cinerea B05.10 is the source of this 1344-nucleotide messenger RNA. RefSeq lists its product as hypothetical. The record is from RefSeq and is a predicted model, not a curated record. Lineage: Eukaryota; Fungi; Ascomycota; Leotiomycetes; Helotiales; Sclerotiniaceae. Bases 181 to 1014 code for a protein of 277 amino acids. The transcript has 5 exons.
GACCUCGGAUGUUACAUCGGUGAAACUCACCAUCAAUAUCAACAUCCAUUUAUCAAUAGCCUUACCUCGUCAUAGACUGGUAUUGCAUUGCUCACAUUUCUUCGCAGGUUGAUUCUCACUCGCGAUGAAUCGUCUGGUACCAGCAGAAACAGUAUUUCAAGUGAACAUAACAGCGACGCAAUGACUUCAGCCGCAGAAGAAGAAUAUGUCCUUGAGCGAAGUCCCCUAGGUUCCUCCCGUCUCUACGUCCAGCAUUGGCUUUGGCAAAGAUUAGUCGGGCAUCUUCUACACCCCUGUAUUCCAGUCAAAGAAAACAUCAAGAUUGCCGAUAUAGCAUGCGGAACAGGAAUCUGGCUCAUAGAUUUAGCAAAAGAGCUUGCAGAGUCAAAGACGAACGCACAAUUAGACGGGUUCGACAUCUCAACUAGUCAAUAUCCACAUUCGGCAUUGCUUCCCUCGAAUGUCAAGCUAGAUGUUAUGGAUAUCUUCAAGCCUGUUCCGGAGAGGUUGAAGGGGCAAUAUGAUGUGGUCCACAUAGGUCUACUUUGUGUCGUGAUUCCUGGCGGAGAUCCAAGAUAUGUUUUAGACAAUGUGUUGACAUUGUUAAGACCAGGCGGAUACAUCCAAUGGAAAGAAGUCGAUUUCAGCAUGAUGACAUGCACAGCUGCCACUCCACACUUAUCAACCGACAACCUGAAAGGGCUGAUAAAAUGGAUGUAUGAAGCUCCCCUGAAGGGGUUUUCCAGUUUUGAGUGGAUACGUCAGCUCGGUCCCAUCUUCCAAGAACGAGAAAUAACAGUUCUGGAUGACCAACUCCUCGGACCAGAGCCCGAUAUUCUGUAUGCGUGGACUUUGAUGCAUAUGAACGGUAUAAAAGAAUUAGUCAAUGUUGCAGGGGAGGAAUCAAGAGAUGUAAUGGAAUUGUAUCGACGGGCGGCUCAGGAGGUACAGGAGGGUGCUUGUGUAGAGGUGAUGCUGGUAAAUGUGGUGGGCAGAAAGGCUGGAGGCGAUUGAGACGUUUGGUGUGGAGAAGAGGCAUUUUCGUCUCGUUUGAUGAUAGCAAGGCAAUUCAGAACGUAGCAAGAAAGACUAACACAGAUGAUUGCCUUUCUAUCCCUUUCCGUCAAAAGUUCCGGAUGUUCGAAGGGGAGACAUACGCCUGAGAAUUCAAUCUGCCAGCGGUCGAUUUCUUAGCUCCUGUUCUGAUCUGUGUUGAAAUAACAGCAGUACAUCAUUACAAAAUGCCGGACGAAUAGUACACGAUAUUAAUUAGAACUGCGUGUAUGUUUGAAUGAUACUAUCAAACUUGAGCAAAAGUAGCCGAUGCGAAAUUCUGAGCUGUCA